UCCCUUCAGGCACUUCUUUAGAAACAAACACUUCUGCCUCGAGGGAAUCACUGGUUGUGUCCAAUCUGACCUCUGUCAGGAUAGACAGGAUACAAAAUGAUUCAUGGAAUCAAAGCACCGACCGAUCAUCUUUACCCAUGGGGGAAUCUGGUCAAACAUCAUCAAAGACAAUAACCGGUAACCAAGAUGAAGAAAAUUAUAUAGAAAAUAACACUAAGGCUGGAAAAUCAAGCCGACCCCAAACCAGCACAGUGCCAACCAAACAACCAGCAAUCACUCAGUUACCUGUCAACACAUUCUCACCUGAUCCAUCCUCACGCAGAACUACCCCACCCAAACAAUCUGAUCUGUCAGCUGUUGCAACAGACAGUAAGUCGGACGUUAAUCCAUUACCCCCCACUCAGCAAAGCAUUGAAGCAGCAUCAAUGAGCCAAGCAACUAACCGAGUCCUGUCCCAAACCAACUCUGCUUCUGCCAGUCAGUCAACAAAAAACUCCCAGUCCCAAGACACUGUUGGACAAGCCAGCCAAUCAGGACAUACCACAGAAAAUACUAAUCCCUCCCUAAGCAGCACAAUUUUCGCAAUUCUACCGUCAACAAAAUCUUCAUCAUCCAGCCAUCCAAAAGUCACUCCAAUACCAUUGUUUGAAAAAUGGUCUUCAACAGCAUCAGGCAGCCAAAUGACUGAGACAGCUCAGUCAGAUGAAUCCCAAACUGAUCUAGUUUCCAGUAGCCAAUCGGAAACAACCAGCCAGUCAACAAAAACUUUGGCAAGCUUCACAAAAGAUACUAUUAAAUCAAAAAGCAGCACAACCUUGUCUAAUGAAGCAUCUAUUGAGAAUGUAAUAACAGGCUUAUCUAAGGUUAACGAUUCAUCAUUGACCCAACAACUGACAACCAAUAAAUCAUCUGGCCAACUGUCAAGCCCCAACGUGAUUUCUAAACAAACAACAUCCACUGUUGCAUCAAUUAAUCAAACAUCUGAAAUUACGGAAAAACAGCUACAAAACUGGACAAAUAAAGAAAGCGAAACACCUACUAACAUGACACCAAACAACAAGGUGCACAACAAAGAGGGACCAUUCAGCCAGCCACUAUCCACCAAACCAUCAGCCAAACAACCACCCAUCACAACCGCCCCAAACAAUGACUCAGGAGCUUCAAGCAAUCCAACAAACCCAAUGCCAACCAAUGCUGCAUUAGACAAUAGAGAAAUAACAACUGCAACAACGGCAAGAGGAAAAACUUCAAGCAGGGCAGCAAUGGACAACCAGGCCAUAGAGAAACUAAGAGAAACCAGCCAGUUACCAACCACUAUAGCCCUAUCUCCAUCCACACCAGCAAUGUCCAAAUUGUCUGAAAGUAUAACACCAUCCAGACCAAGGCCAACUAAGGCAACAGACCUCAAACAGACUCCAUUAAAGCACAGUGCAACUGUACCAAAUGAACUUGCGAAGAAGACAAAACACUCCAGCCAACAAGUAGAGAGUACAACAUUAGCCCAAAAGAAGUCUGGUAGCUCCCCAAAAGAAAAACAAAUACCUGCUAAACAAGUGUCCAAAAAAUCUACACCUAAAAAUACUGGAUCUAAUCCUUCACCAAUAAACACAGCAAAGUCUGGACAAUCCCUGAAACAGACAGAACCUGUUAGCCAGUCACCAGUUGGUAGAUUACCUCCCAGGAUUUCUUUUUCAGUGGAUAGUACAACAAAAUCAACCCAUUUGCCAUCCAGCCAAAUGCCACUGAGCCCCUUUAGAACUUCUUCAAACUUAACAAGCCAGCCCUUCCUCACAACAUUUUCUAAUCAAUCUCCAGCUACCAUAGUUUCAACUGAACCUCCAGUGACAAGUUCAGCGGCUUCACAGAUUACAUCUCACAACCUGAUAUCAAACAAUCAUACCCAGCUUAAUUUGACAAACACAGACCAGUCACCUAAUGGGUCUUCAUCACCGCAGUUGGCGACUGGAUUAACAAUAUCAGGAAAUUCAGUCAGUGAAGCCCUUUCAUCUGAUGAUCGUCCAGUCAAUGUCUCGCAGCUCACAAGACAGGCAAAGGAAGCCCUGAAGUCAUCCAAGCGUAGAAUUCCAGGGGAGCCAUGUGAGUAUCCCUGCCUCAAUGGAGGACAGUGCAUUUUAUCAGAGUCAUGUGACUGCAGCUUGUUUCAGGCCACUGGGCACAGAUGUCAGACAGUUCCAAAUCUUGGCUUUGAGAGGGAGAUGACCUGUAGGACUUGGGGCCAGUACAACUUUGAGACCUUUGAUGGUCUCUACUUCUACUUCCCUGGCAGAUGCACGUAUACACUCCUUAGGGACUGUGAAGCAACCACGCAAGCAAGCAUUGUUGUCCAGGUCCAUAAUGACCCAGACUGCAGCUCUGCGCCCUACACCUGUCAGCGGUUUGUUAGUGUCUUUCUCCCAUGGGAAGGCGAGAUACGAUUGUAUGCCACCAGCACCACAUUCAAAGGCCAAAGUCUGCAGCUGCCUCAUCGCAUCCAUGACCUGCAGCUGGAGCAGAUUUCCCAGUAUGUGGUGGUGACGCAGCAGUUGGGUUUCACCUUGGCCUGGGAGGGACUACGUGGCUCAGUCUACAUUAAACUCAGCCCAGAGUUUGUGGGCCGAACUUGCGGCCUGUGUGGCAACUUUAAUGCAGACGUUCAGGAUGACCUGAAGACAAGCUACGGUGUGCUAAGCCAGAAUGUAGAGAUGUUUGGGAACAGCUGGAUGGAGAUGGAGCCCCACCAGGGCAGAUGUACCCAGGUUUCGACUGACUUCUUAUCGCCUUGUGCUCUUGUUGAUACUCAAAUCCUUCUGAAAGUGGAGGAGGUUUGCGCAAUGCUGCUGGACCCACCUUUCCAAAGCUGCCAUGACUUUGUGAGCCCUCUGUCCUACAUGGCCAGCUGCUCAAACGACCUCUGCAUGUCGGGUCCCAGCGGAGAUGUGGUAUGCCAGGUGUUCAGCGAAUACGCUCGAGCCUGCGCCCAUGCUGACCACCCACUGCACAACUGGAGGCAGCACAUUCCUCAGUGUGUGAAGCAGUGUCCUUUGGGGCUGCAGUACAGAGAAUGCAUCAGCUGCUGCCCCGAAUCCUGUAACCUGGAGCGAACAUGCAUAGAUAGCAAACUGGCCUGCUUAGAUGGAUGCUACUGUCCUGAAGGUCUAAUUUAUGAGGAUGGAAGUUGUGUGGCACCAGCUGACUGUCCCUGUGAGUACCACGGCAUGUUUUAUCCGUCUGGACAAACACUGAAGGAGGAGUGCAACAACUGCACAUGUGUGGGUGGAGUGUGGAACUGCACAGACAACAGCUGCCCAGGCGAAUGCUCGGUGACGGGCGAUAUGUAUUUUCAGUCAUUUGAUGGCCGGAUCUUCAGCUUCCCUGCGACAUGUCAGUACGUCCUCGCCAAAAGUCGUAACUCAGGAAAAUUUACCGUCACCAUCCAGAACGCCCCCUGUGGAGCCAAUUUAGACGGGGCCUGCAUCCAAUCAGUGAACCUGGUCAUUAACGAGGAUCCAAGGACAGAGAUCACUCUGAGUCACAUCGGCGAGGUCUUCAUGGCUGGGCAGUACCGUAUCUCACUGCCCUAUUCUGACGACUUCUUCCACAUCCAGGAGCUGUCAUCCAUGUUCCUCCAGGUUCGGACAGGGUUUGGCCUGCAUCUGCAGUACAGCUGGACAGAGUUUCGUCUCUACUUACAGGCUGACGAGACGUGGAAAGACAACAUGGUGGGGCUUUGCGGCACUUUCAACGGCAACAGUCAAGAUGACUUUCUAUCUCCAUCAGGAAUGAUUGAAAGCUCGCCUCAUCUUUUUGGAAAUUCCUGGAAGGUGUCAUCAGCCUGUUCAAUGAGCCUGAGUACACCUCAGAUAGACCCCUGUGACACUCACCAACAGGCUGUGACCUACGCCUCAGAAAUGUGUGACAUUCUUAAUCAAGAUCUAUUCUCCGCCUGUCACGAAUACCUCAGCCCGACACCUUUCUACCAGCAAUGCCGAGCAGACACCUGUCAGUGUGGGACGCCCUGCCUAUGUUCCGCUUUGGCUCACUAUGCCCGGCAUUGUCGGAGAUUCUCUGUUAUUAUCGACUUUCGAUCACACAUAUCGGACUGCGCUGUCACUUGUCCUACCACAAUGCAGUACGGCACCUGUGUGUCCUCCUGCCAGCGGCGCUGCUCCUCCCUCUCUGUCCCGCAGCACUGUGGGGAGUACUGUGAGGAGGGCUGUGUCUGCCCCCAGGGGUCCUUUUACAACCACCAAACUCACACCUGUGUGCACAAGAGCGAGUGUCCCUGCAGUUUCCUUGGAGUAGACUAUGAGCCGGGAGACGUGAUUUUGACAUCAGCAGGUGUUCAGCUUUGUCUUAAUGGUAAACUGGUGUCCCAAACUACAGAAUCUGACAGGCUGUGCCCACCGGGUCAACUCUAUCUGAACUGCACAGAUGAGCAGAACAACCUCAUGCCAGGAAGGGGCUUAGCCUGUGAGCGCACCUGUGAGUCAUUCCUGCUCAACAUCACCUGCUCUGCACACGAGCCCUGUGUCUCUGGAUGUACCUGCCCCCCUGGGUUACUAAAACAUGGGGAUGAGUGCUUUGAGCCUGAUGCUUGCCCCUGUCUGUGGAAAGGAAAAGAAUAUUUCCCUGGUGACAGAGUUUCCUCCCCCUGCUAUCAAUGUGUUUGCCAACAUGGAACGUUCCAGUGUUUGUUUCGCCCAUGUCCAUCCAUGUGCGCGUCUUAUGGCGAUCGCCACUACAGGACAUUUGACGGACUGCUGUUUGACUAUGUCGGUGCCUGCAAAGUUUAUUUGGUUAAGAGCAGCGCUGAUGUGGUGCUGAAUGUGAUGGCUGAGAACGUUGACUGCUUUGACAGUGGAAUGAUCUGCAGAAAAACACUCCUUAUCAACAUGGGAGGAUCUUUCAUAUCUUUUGAUGAUGAUUCUGGGAAGCCAAAUCCAUCAAGUGUGAUUGACAAGAAGCAGCAGAUGUUUAUUUGGCCGGCUGGAUACUUUACAAUAAUUCACUUCCCAGAAGAAGAUGUGACGGUCUUAUGGGACCGCAAGACCACAGUUCACAUCCAGGUUGGACCUCACUGGCAGGGGAAACUAAGUGGCCUGUGUGGGAACUUUGACCUGAAGACGGUGAACGAGAUGCGGACGCCUGAUAACAUUGACUCUCCAACACCACAGGAGUUCGGAAACAGCUGGACAGCAACAGAGUGUGUGAACAGUCCAGACAUCAGACACCCCUGCAGCCUCAGUCCUCUCAGAGAACCAUUUGCAAAGCGCCAGUGUUCCAUCCUGCUCAGUGAGGUCUUUCAGACCUGCCACCCAGUGGUGGAUGUUACCUGGUUCUACAUGAACUGCCUUGCUGAUACAUGCGCCUGCAGCCGCGGGGGUGACUGCGAGUGUUUCUGCACCAGUGUGGCGGCUUACGCUCAAAGAUGCUGCCAUGAGGGCAUCCCUGUUGACUGGCGCUCACCGUCUCUCUGCCCCUUUGACUGUGAAUUCUACAACAAAGUUCUAGGUAAAGGCCCGUUUAGGCUCUUCACUUAUAGGGAUCAGACAACUCUGUUGGCAGCCAGCAGGUCCAGUGGCUUUGUUUUCCUGCAGCGGGUUAACAUCAGCACCAAUAUCGCUGCCGGGGUCCUGGUAGAGUUCAUGAUGACACCGGGCUUAAGCAGAACCAGGCCCCAUGAUGCAUCACGGAUUUCCUUUGAAGCAGUCGACAGACCGAACUACUUCCUGCAUGCCAGUGCCAGUGGCCAGGUUAGGCUGGCCAAGUGGGAGGACAGUGAGGCAUUCUGGGAUGGAGCUACCUUCAUUAUCCACAGGAACACCUGGAUUUCAGGCUAUGACUCACUUGAGUCACAUGCUAAACCCGGCUUCUUCCUGCACGCCACUAUGCCUCGCCUCCACCUGCUCAAGUUCAGACACACUUACAGUUUCCGCCAGGCCUCGCUGUUCAGACUCUCAGGCCCCAGAUCAGACACCCGACCAAGUCCUCGAUGUCAGUGGCGCUACGACUCCUGCAUCAGCCCCUGUUUCAAGACCUGCAGCGACCCGUCGGCUGAGUCAUGUGUCACCAUCCCACAAGUGGAGGGCUGCCUUUCUGUGUGCCCCCCUGACAUGGUCCUAGAUGAAGUCACCAGUCGAUGUGUCCAUGUUGAAGACUGUAUUAGGGUUCCUGAUGAUGUGUCUCCUCCCUCACCAUCCACUCCAGCUAAAAUGUCUGAGAGCACCGCAUCAUCCACAUCUCCAGGCACAAGUCACACAGGAAAAGCUCUCAGCAGCAUUAUUUCUAGUAGUACUUCACCAAGCAAGUACACUACCUUAUCCAAAGCACCACCCACACCUGUUGAGCUAACUUCAUCUCCAACCUUCUCUCUAUAUCCAACUCCUAAACAUUCAAAAACUCCAUCAGGGCCAAUAACGCCUCCUGCUGUCAGGCCAGAGGUGGUGGAGCCACCAUCCACAGUCAGAAUAACUGAAACUCUGCCAAUAACUUUAACAGCUGCAGCAAGAUGGACAACCAGGCCAGUGAACACUACAGUCAGCUUACUCAGCACCACCAUGUCCACGACAACCAGAGCUACUUUGGACAGCUCCUACACCAAACUGACUGUCACGCCGGCCCGCCUCCUCACCAGCACAGCUGUAACAACUUCUGCAGCAAAGACUACUAAUGCUGAGAAACCCACCACAAUCAGCACUUCUACAAUUUUGCAUUCACACGAAGACACAGCAAAAAGCACAAGUUCAGAAACUACUGGAACAAAGACAUUGAGUGCAGAUUCUCCUUUGGUCUCUGAAACCUCUGUCCAUCGAGAUGGAACCACUGUCUCCAGUACUACUGCUACUUUCUAUACAGACACCAGUAAAAAAGCUACACCUUUUGAGGGAAUGGCAACAGUUCCUAUAAUCUUGCCAGAAAUACCAAGCACAAGCUCCACAUCAGCUUCUCCUGUUCCAACCUUACCUCCUCUAGAAACAGAAACAGCAUCUUCUACAACAUUAAUUUCACCAAAGACCACACAGCCAUUUAGACUAGUUACAUCUUUGACAACCAGUAAAGAAACACAAACUGGAACCACAGGAAGAACCUUAGACAUUAUUGAAAGUGACAUUGCAGCUUCUUCAACUGUCCCAGUGUUAUCAACCCAUAUGUAUGGUGGUACUCCCUCUACAACUUCAGCAUCUGCCUCCACCUCUGUUCCUUUAUGGUUGGAAACAUCAACUAAAAAGAAAGUUACCAUCCUGGAAUCCUUAGCAUCUAGAAUCCCAACAGUCGCUACAACAACAGCUUACCCUUUACCUGGAGAGGUUAGAGGCAGCCCCACUCCUUUGCACUCUUCAACAGCCUAUUCUGAGAGGACUUCCUGGUCAGCGGCUGUCCCAGUUACAGGGAAAACCACCACCAGCAAGCUAACUUCAAGACCUCUUGUGGUUCCAGAAACAUCCACAGAUGUUCUUUUUACCACUAAACCUAAAACCUCUAGCUAUAUUAGUACUCUACCACAAUCUCCAGCAACAGAGAGCUCUACCCAUCCAUCCUAUACUGAACGGAGCUCUGAAUCUGGGCCGCACUUCCACUGGGAGACCACCUCAGCUUCCACAGCUACCUACCAACCCCCAAUGGGGACAACAUCUGUGUUGCCCUCUGAAUCUCCUACCAUGUCUUCUAAAUCACCUGAAGUUUCACAGUUUCCAGAGACAUCUAGGACAUCUUCCACAACUACAACCACCACAGGAAAAACAACACCUGAAGAAGGUGGAGUCACAACCAUCAGGAAGCUUAUUACUCCCCCGGCUCCGCAUGUGUCUGGCUCUCUUGAGACCCUCCUAACCACAAACCCUACAGGAGCUGAACUGUCUAGUCUUUAUACCACUGUUAAACCUGUCAUUGUUGCAUCGAUUACAGAAACUGCAAAACCAGUUACAGCCAGAGUGUCAACUGGAACAACGAACAUGUCCCCUCCAACUUUGUAUUCACUCCACACAAGUUCUCAAACGGCUCCAGCUGAAUCUACCAUUCUGGAAAAGGUCACCACCAGAUUGGUGUCAAUACCAGGAGCUACACCAACUAUUGCGAGGACAACUAUCCUCACAGCAGCAUCCAGAGUUCCUGUAACAACAAGAGUUUCUCCCAGAGCCACACCAACCUCAAAAAGACCAGUCACCUCAAGGGUCACUAUUGGAAUGAGACCCUCAGCUAUCACCACCAGAUCAACAAUGAUUGGCUCACCAACUGUUUCUCCUGCUACUACUUCUCCUGUCAUUGCAACAUCAGGAAGCGAGACUGAUCAUGUUAGCACAUCAGCGGCGAGUCCUCCUACCAUAACAACUACAGUCCUGGCCCCUUCACCAAAACCAGCUGUGCCAUUUACAACUGCGUUUGCUGCUGAGUCAACAACAACCAAAGAAGCUAAAAUACAGCAAACUCAAUCUCAGAGCCCUGAUGUCUUUGUGGCAACCAAGGAGCCUGGUAUUCCAUUUUCAACUACAACUCCCUAUGGAGCAACCACCACCAUGGAAAAGAUUCAUACAACUUCACGUUCAACACUCUCUUCGAGCUCUCCUCAUUUAGCAAUGGAAACAACCAGCUCCUUUGGACAGCGAUCAACAUUGAUGACAGAAACUCCUGUAAGGAUGUGCACUCCUCCAUAUGCAGAGAUUGUUGAUGAAUGCACAAAGUACAUCUGUGUCAACAACCAGCUCAUCCUCUUCAACAAAUCCCAGAGCUGCCUUUUUACAGCUGAGCCUCCAAACUGUGGUCUGCUUGGUUUUUCUGUUCUGAUCAACGGAGACAAAUGCUGUCCAAAAUGGGAUUGCCCAUGUCGCUGCUCAAUAUUUCCUGAUCUAAAUGUCAUCACUUUUGAUGGGGACAGCUUUGCUGUUUUUAAAGCUGCAUCUUACAUUGUUACCCAGCUGCCCAAUGAGACCCUCAGUGUCCUGAUUCAGGAAUGUCCAGCGGAUUCUGAGUUACCGGUUUUCUGGAAUUUCACCAACUUGUGUCUAGUCUCACUCAACAUCACGCACAAAUCUAACCAUGUCGUCAUCAACAGACUACAGAGAAGACUCUAUGUAAACUCACGAUACGCCAAGCCCCGUUUUAAAAAGUAUGGCUUUGAGAUCUAUGACACAGGCAACAUGUACCUGAUCCGCAGCCCAACUGGUCUUAAAGUACAAUGGUACCACAGCACUGGCAUGAUGGUGAUUGACACUGAUGGCUUGGGCAGGAAACUUCCCACCAUGGGCCUCUGCGGAUUUUGUGAUGGAGACCUGACCAAUGACCUUACACUGCCUAAUGGUACAGUUUUGGGCGUAAGCAAAGACCCAACUCUGUUUAUCGACAGCUGGCAAGUUCCCAACACCACAAGCUACGUCAGCUAUAGCCGUCGACGUGAGCACAACUGCUCCACCAGCGAUUGCUCACGCUGUCUAGCCAUGCUGGAGGAUAACACCUUUACCCGUUGUCAUGAAUUUGUGCCACCCAGCACAUUUUGCGAGGUUUGGGUGAGAGACUCAGAGUAUAUGAACAACCAUUGUGUGGCUCUUGCUGCUUAUGUGGCCUCAUGCCAUAAAUUCAAUAUCUGCAUUGAGUGGAGGAGGCCAGAUUACUGCCCCUUUGUCUGUCCUGGCACUCUAAGCUAUCAAGCAUGUCUUCCUGCCUGCACUUCUCAAUCCUGUCCAAACCAUGACUUUGACUCUGAUCCAGACCACUGCAUGGGACUGACAGAGGGCUGUGUGUGUCCUGAAGGAACUUUACUUCAUCGUCCGUACUCUGCUCUAUGCAUCCCCUUUGAGAAAUGUGCUUGCACCGACAGCUCAGGUGUUCCUCGUGCAAACGGCGAGGUGUGGAAGGCCUCAAAGGACGGCUGUUGCAUGUACCGCUGCGACAAUGACACCAUCGUACCAGUGGAGUAUAACUGCUCCAGCGUUCCCACUCCAGUUUGCCAGCGAACAGGCGAAAUGAUCAUCAGCAUGUCCGAUGACACCAGCUGCUGUCCACACAAAGUCUGCUUGUGUAACCAGAGCCUGUGUGAUCACUUUCCCCCUGAGUGUAAAUAUGGGGAAAAGCUGGUGUCUUACUACAGAGCAGACUCCUGCUGUCCAGACUAUGUCUGUGAGUGUGAUCCUGAGCUCUGUGAGUCUGACAUCCCGACCUGCAGAGACGACCAGACUCUGAUCGCGACCAGAGCUGAUGGCAGCUGCUGUUUGGCACACAUCUGCAUGUGCUCCUCUUGUUCUGAGACGCCACCCUUCUGCCAGGAGGGGGAGGUGCUAAGCGUUGACAGCAACAGCACGGAUCGAUGCUGCCCUUCCUACCAAUGUGUAUGUGAGCCCUACAGAUGUCCUCAGCUGAGUUGUCCUUACGGGAUGUCAGUUGUGUCUGUUUCCAAUUCAAGUCUCUGCUGUCCCAAGCAAACAUGUGAAUGCACCUGUGACAAAGUGGCCUCUCCAAAAUGUGGCCUGGGGGAAGCUGCACAGCUUGAUCUGGCCUUUCUGUCUGACCCACAGAACCAGUGUGCCUGCAAGAGGUACAAGUGUGUGCGUGAGGCUGUGUGUGUGUUUGGUGAGCGUGGAUUAUUACAGCCAGGUCAGACUCUCGUUGAGCACAGAGACAACGGACUGUGUUACAGUCGCCACUGCAGCCAGGUUCUGGAUCAGAAGAGUGGAUUUUAUCUGCUGCGAAACUCGACAGUCAACUGCUCCAUCCACUGCCAGCCGAAUCAGAUCUAUGUUCCUCCUAAAGACCAGUCAACCUGCUGCGGCGUCUGUAAAAACAUUUCCUGCCUCUAUCAACAUGAGAAUGGGACAAUGAGCCUCUAUAAGCCUGGACGGUCCUGGGUUUCAAACUGUAAGAAGUUCGACUGCUCCGACACUUCAUUCGGGCCAACCCUCAUCUCCUACUCCUACAGCUGCCCCCCCUUCAAUGAAACAGAGUGUAUGAAGAUUGGAGGAACCGUCGUAAGUUACAUGGAUGGAUGCUGCAAGACAUGCAAAGAAGAUGGGAAGUCAUGUCAAAAGGUUACAGUUAGGAUGACAAUCAGGAAGAAUGACUGCCGCAGCAACCGGCCGGUAAAUAUUGUAUCCUGUGAUGGGAAGUGUCCCUCUGCCAGCAUCUACAACUACAACAUCAACACGUACGCUCGCUUCUGCAAGUGCUGCAGGGAGACAGGGUUGCAGCGGCGCUCUGUGCAGCUUUACUGCAGCAGCAAUGCCACCUGGGUCAGCUACACCAUCCAGGAGCCAACUGAUUGUUCCUGCCAGUGGUCCUAAACACAAACAAAAGGAACUUACACUCAAAUUCAGUAAGAGAGGUCUAACUUGGAUGAAGAUCUGCAUGGUUAGCCGACCUCAUAAAGGGGACACCUUUACGUUAGGAACGCUGGGAUGGAUUUAAGUGGAACUGUGGAAAACACCACUGCUGGAUGUUGGGAGGGAGCAUAAAGCUCUUAAUGACUGUUAGUGAUCUUCAGUAAGUAUUUUUAGUAUCUCUGCUGGCAUGGGGGUUGAGUUAUACAGCAGAAAAACAGAUGUUACAAGGUCCUGCUGCUCUGCCUGUUACACACAGAGAUUUCGCUGGAACUCACUUUCACUGCAGAUAUCUGAGAGAGACAACAAAAUUAUAAAACAGCAUAACAGAUGACACUGCAGUUCUACUGUGACCACAGUUAAAAUGUUAAUCAAAAGAACAAAACUUAAAUAUUUUACUCAAUAAAGUUUCAAAGAUUGUCCAAGAAAAACUUUUUUCUUUCUCCGUUUUAAAGGCAAAAAGUGUUAUUUUAAACAGUUACAGAGCCAGACAUCUUUAAUAGGGGCGACGACCAAUGUCUACUGAGGGGUGGCUGAAGACAGACAGGCACCAGAACCAGUUCAUGGUUAAUCUACACUAACCACACUGAAUCAACAGGAAAAGGAAUGAUGAGAAAAUAGACUAGAUUUUCCUGAAUUACUUUCUCAUUCAUGUUCAUGCAUACAUAUUUUCUGAUGCUGGAUCAUCUUAUCUUCUGGUUGUCUUAAAUGUAAGUCUUUUCGACAUGCUCAUUUCAUCCUGGUGCACACCUCUAGUGUUUAUGUAUCCAGUUAGCUUCAGUUUUAGCCAUUCAUUGUAGCCCUGUAUUCUUUAAAAAAUGUCUGAUUGUCACAGAGAUCCAAUUGUCCUAAAGUUUAUAAGAGGAAUAUGAAAGCAUUUAGAAGAAGAAAAUAAAACCAGGUGGUAUUUGGGAGAUUCUUUCAUACGAUGCAGUAGAGCAGGUAGAGAAAGGAUGGCCUCAAAUACUCAUGGUAAAAGUAACUUCAACAUUGCUUACCCAAUUAAAGGUACAGUGGAUAAUUUUGUAAAGAAAUUAUCCACUGUACCUUUAAUAACCCUAUUUUUAGAGGGAAAAGCAUGUUCUGGGAUGGUAAAUUACAUCCACACGAGGACAACAUCCACAUAGGGGCAAUAAGUCACCUGGUUAGAGGGGUCACAGGGGUGGCUAAGGGUGGGCCAUGGCCACCCAUAACCCCACAUAUAGCUCUGACCUUGAUGCUCAAAUCUCAUUUGCUUUUAAAUUUGUUUCUCGUUUCUAUAUAAAAAAAGUUU
Molecule: messenger RNA, 12576 nt
Organism: Cyprinodon tularosa
Lineage: Eukaryota; Metazoa; Chordata; Actinopteri; Cyprinodontiformes; Cyprinodontidae
Gene: otog
Product: otogelin
Exons: 53
Coding region: 138-11267 (3709 amino acids)
Biological process (GO): L-arabinose metabolic process
Cellular component (GO): extracellular matrix
Molecular function (GO): protein binding; alpha-L-arabinofuranosidase activity
Source: RefSeq, a predicted model, not a curated record